Oreochromis niloticus (Nile tilapia) is the source of this 870-nucleotide messenger RNA. RefSeq names its product ribonuclease inhibitor-like. NCBI's taxonomy places the organism in Eukaryota, Metazoa, Chordata, Actinopteri, Cichliformes, Cichlidae. The transcript is spliced from 5 exons. Gene Ontology annotation, molecular function: protein binding. The record is from RefSeq and is a predicted model, not a curated record. The coding region runs from base 1 to 870 and encodes 289 amino acids.
AUGAAGAGUCCAUACUGCAAACUGGAAAUACUGAGACUGAGUGGCUGUGACCUGUCGGACAGAAGCUGUGAAACACUGUCCUCAGUCGUGAGUUUCAAGUCCUCUAGUCUGAGAGAACUGGACCUGAGUUACAACGACCUGAGGGAUUUUGGACUAAAGCACCUCUUUGCUGGGAUGAAAAGCCCAUACUGCAAACUGGAAAGUUUAAGACUGAGUAGCUGUAACCUGUCAGACAGAAGCUGCAAAACUAUGUCCUCAGUCCUGAGCUUCGAGUCAUCUAGUCUAAGAGAGCUAGACCUGGGUUACAACAAUCUGCAGGAUUCCGGAGUGAACCUUCUGUUUGCUGGGAUGAAGAGUCCAUACUGCAAACUGGAAACGCUAAGACUGAGCUGCUGUAACGUGUCAUACAGAAGCUCUGAAGCUCUGUCCUCAGUUCUCAGCUCCCAGUACUCUAGUUUAAAAGAGCUUGACCUGAGUAACAACAACAAGCUGCAGGAUUCAGGAGUGAAACUCCUUUUUGCUAGAAUGAAGAGUCCAUACCUCAAACUGGAAAUGCUAAGACUGAGUGGCUGUAACCUGUCAGACAGAGGCUGUGAAGUUCUGUCUUCAGUUCUCAGCUCCCGGUCCUCUAGUGUGAGAGAGCUGGACCUGAGUAACAACAGCCUGUGGGACUCAGGAAUUAAGCUUCUAUUUGCUGGGAUGAAGAGUCCAUACUUCAAACUGGAAAUACUAAGGUCAGGGGAAAUCGAGUUUGGGAGCACGGUCCCCGAAGGGGGGCCGGGCUCCGGUGCACAGACCAUACCUGCGCCCAUCUCAGGUCUCCAGAGACCCCCAGCGAAGCUCCAGGCGGGGUCCCAUGGAUGGGGUUGA